Molecule: messenger RNA, 1039 nt
Organism: Rhipicephalus sanguineus (brown dog tick)
Lineage: Eukaryota; Metazoa; Arthropoda; Arachnida; Ixodida; Ixodidae
Product: tudor domain-containing protein 7-like
Exons: 2
Coding region: 12-353 (113 amino acids)
Source: RefSeq, a predicted model, not a curated record
AGGGACCGCUUAUGGCAAGCGUGUACUUUGUGGACUAUGGGCUCUACGGCAUGAUGGUACCAUCAGAGCUGCAGCCACUGUGGCAGCGUUUCAGACGCCUGCCAGUGCAGGCCAUUCACGCAUCCCUCGCAGGUGUGGAGCCUUUGCAUAAAGAGUGGACUCCAAAGGAGUGCAUCACCUUCCGUGAGAUAGUAAAUGGCAAGAUCUUUGUGGCACGCGUUGUGGGCAAGAGGCCAGACACCACGACAGGUGUUCAUGAUGCCGAGCACCUUGUCGUGAAUCUCGUCGACACUGCCCCUGAAGGCGACAUUUUCGUCGAAGAAGUGUUUGCGGAGCGUUGUGCCUUACUUUGAACGUUGACUGGUGGGCCUUACUUCGUUCCCCUUUUGCACAAUUUUUUUUUCUGUCAUUGACCCUGUGACAUUUUUUUAUUCUCUUUUCUGAACCGGUGAAAAGUGACAAUAUUUUUUCUUUGUCAUUUUCCCUGUGACAAUUUUUUAAAAUUCUCCUUUCUGAACCGGUGAAAAGUGACAAAAGAGUGCGUGUGCCUAUAUUUUUUUGUUGUGUGUUUUUACUACUACCUCAUUACUGCUUGUUGCUAACGUACAAAAUACGUCAGCAUAUAAGUAGAAUAUAAAAAAUCAUUGCAGUUUUAUCUCCUCAAUGUACACACUAUGCAUCACAAAAAAUAUGGCUAUCAGCAUUGUUGCUGCUCUACAUUUGUCGGGUGGUCCAGUAUUGUGAAAAUGGUAAUACGCUUGCGGACAAUAUAAGACUCCACAGCGAUAUUUGCGCAAUCGUGCGGAGGCUUUUUAUUGAUGUUUUUGUACGUAGAUGGCAACCUGCUAGCUGGUCGGCAAGUAGAGCAGCGAGACCUAUCAAUUGCAAAGUGUCGAGCAAAAACUACUGACAGCGCAGCGUAUAAAGAGCUGUCAUGUUAAACAGCUAACAAAUCCCAAUAAGUUGUUUCGGAAUGAAACUAAUAUACAAUGAGCAAGAAAGACAGACAUCUUGGGAUACAAACAAAUAUUUCGUUAAA